Molecule: messenger RNA, 6309 nt
Organism: Sparassis crispa
Lineage: Eukaryota; Fungi; Basidiomycota; Agaricomycetes; Polyporales; Sparassidaceae
Exons: 19
Coding region: 1-6309 (2102 amino acids)
Biological process (GO): reciprocal meiotic recombination
Cellular component (GO): synaptonemal complex
Molecular function (GO): ubiquitin protein ligase activity; microtubule binding
Source: RefSeq, a predicted model, not a curated record
AUGUCCGGGGAGGAACAGGCGGCCUCCGUUUCGGCGACGAUCGAGAAGUCUGGUACACUCGAACCCGCUAACAGUCACGUCCCUAAUGCGCUCGCUGGGGUGUCGAGAUUAUCCCAGUCUGACGAGGAUGCUGCAGCUCGCGACGGUGAUGAGAAGGCUUUAGAAUGGCAUGAGGUUAUAGAGCUACAAGCAUUUAGUGAGAGGAAGGUAUGGAUAGAGGAGAAGAUAAAGUUUUUAGAGAGCCUUCCUCCCAUUGAAGUAUUCGUGGGACUCGAUGCGGUGCGAUCCUCGGCGGAAGAAGUGCCAGGUCUUCCUUCCCGCUCACAACUUCAGGAAUGGCUGCAAGAACACGACAGGAUAGAGAAGGAAACGGAGAUAUUUGAUUCUGGUGAGCUCAGAAAGCUGAAGAAAUUCACGAAAGCUGCUACACAACGCAAUCUAUCCCUGGCGGACACCGAUCUCAUUGAGCUUACGCUCACAACCAUAUACGAGCUGGACAAGCUGUUACAUCUCCUGCGGGACAGGUCCGAUAAUCUUGAACUCCUAAAUAUCCGACUGACCUGGGAAGAACGUCGGAUCGCCUCUUGGGUGGAGCUCCGCAAGGUGGUGGCUGACUUACGAGAUUUCCUCGGCUCCCGGGCUCGAUGGUCGCCAUCUGUAUACGAUGUUGCGGUUGCCGAUGAUGAACUGGUCGGUGGUCACCAGCGGAAGAGAAGUGGAUCCUUCGUGUCUAUCACCUCAACCACGUCUGAAUCAUCCUACAUGAAUGCACCUGGUCUUGCUCGCAGCUCGCGGUUUAGGUUGGCCGAGACGCUUACUCGAGACGCUGCUCAGUUUGCCAGUCGUGCCUCCUCCCUCAGGCACACCAAGAUUGCCGGUGCCGGCAAAACUCUCGACAAGCUCAUUGACCACAGUCGUAAACCAGUGCCGGAAGAAUUGCUAGAUGAGCAAGAUCAACUAGAAAAUCAGGGCAUCAACGAGAUGGAGGAUAUAGGCAAAUUUGUCAUGGGGGUCGUCAUGCAAUGGAAAAAGGCUGACGAAAUUUAUGUCGAAACAAUGAAGGACAAGACUGCCGCACUGACUUUACUAGAAGAGAUAGAGGUCGCAAACAUGCAUCAUCCCACAGCACGUCAAGACGCUGCUUUCCUCUCUCGCAGCACUGCUCUUAUGAAGCGAUUAACUAUGCGAGGAAAUCCUUCAUUACUUUCCAGCGUUUUUCCUCGACCGACCCACCAUCUAUAUCCUGACCAAUCGGCCGCUAACGAGAGUGUCGUUCGUUUACUCUCGUCGGAGCUAUCGUCUGCCAUUGACGAAGCAAAGAAAGUUGAGGCGUGUGCGAAGGAAUACCAUGCCAGCUAUGAAGCAGUCAAGCGGGUGGAAACGGCCUGCAAGGCCGCUUCAGAUCUGUCCCUCACACUUGUCUCUCUGAUUGAGCGCCUGCAGACGGGUAUUGCGACUGCGAAUGGUGAUGGCACUCCACCGGAUCUGUCUACGGAGGCCUGUCUCGAUGCAUCCCGGCAUUCGGUCUUCCUUGCGAUGCUGCCUGCUACCGUCGAGGAAUUGCGAAAGGCAGAUAAAGAUGCCAGUAACCUCUUGCCUGGUGCACGAGCAGCUCUCCUGCAUCUUGAUCGCCCCGGCAUCGACGAUGGAUUCAAAUCUACCUCAGCAUCCGAGAUCGAAGGCUUCGCUGCUCAUCGUACUGCGGCUUCACGUGCUAGCGAGGAAGCUGUAGGUCAUGCCUCCAUCCUGCAUGAUGUCAGGCAAGUAUGGUUUGCAAUGGAGCACCUGUUUCAGGACUUGGAAAGCAUUCGCGACGAGAUUCCGGACGCUAUAGAGAGGCAGAUGUGGCGACAGCAGAUGAGUUCUCAUGGAGCACCGCCCACACCCGAAACACCCACAACAGAGCUCGCCCCUACGACUAUUUCACCUGCUUCCAUUUUUGCUCGGUUGGACACUUUGCAGGUGCGGAUGAACCAGGAGGUCUCGUCGCCGUGCAGAGCAGUGAUUUUUUCAGUUGGUCCAGCUCUGAAGGACUACCUGUCGGAGUGUUCCACCAACCUGGAUUCUUUCCUCAGUCGUACGACUGAACUGGCUCGGUUUUGGGAAUCUGUCUUGAACCAAGCUGCCAUCAUGGGAAAUGUACGGGACGAAGUUCACAGUCUCCAAAUUCAGAUGGAAGACCUAAAGGUCCGAUUUGACAAAGGUAUUCAAGACGUCCUUGCAGGUGACCUCGUCAGCGACGCGUUACUGUUGACUGAGGGUGGUCUCACGAGUGAAGUAAAACGCUCUCAAGACACGCUUCAAGCAUUCCUCGCUGAUCUGCCCCACCGUGUUCCAUUCACUGGAGGUCUGGAAAUGUCCAGCGUAACUUCUUCGAAGAGGACCUCUCUUUCUGGCAGCUUCAGUCUUGACAUUGUCCGGCAAGCAGCCCCCCUCUAUUUGCCAUUCGAUCCCGCGAUUCUGGACCAUGCAGUUCGGGCAGAUUCCAACGCGUACAGCAUGAUGCUAUCUGGCGUACUCAAAGUACUGGAGCAAAAGACCGAUCACUUCCAGCUAGCGAAGACAGCGAAAACGAUCGAUCUUGCGACGGAGACCAUCGUCAAUAGUAUUCGUCAUGCGGUCAAGUCGGCUAAAGUCAUUCGACAAUCUGUUGCAAAGUUUCCAGACAAUAUCCACUUACUGGAUCAUUUAGCGCUUCUGUCGGAGGAAGUCAAUCGACUGUUGCAGACAGAUGGCCUCGAGAUUCCGCGCUCCUUCUCCCCAGUUCGUGAUUUACUUCACAGAUUGAAGUCUGUUUCUGGAGAUGCUGGAGCCAAUGUGCGGGAUAGUCUGCUCAUAUCUCGUCAGAGAGCUCUGGAAGAGGCCGAAGUACAGUACAAUUCUUGGAAGGACCGUGUUUCGAGUCUGCAGCAGCAGAUAGCCAAGGCGCUGGAUGCAGAGCGUUCGCGAUUAGCGGAGGAAGCUCGUCUGCAGGAAGAACCGGGUCGGUUGGAAGUUGAAGAACGUGCAAAGCUAGAACAAUUGCUGUCAGAGGCUGAAGAACGAGCAAGGCGAGAACGGGAGCAGUUGGAGGUCGAAGAACGAGCAAGACGGGAACAAGAGGAAGCUGAACGUCUUGCGAAGGCCGAAGAAGAGCGCCUCGGGAAGGAGCAGGUGGUUGCUGAAGAGCGCGAGAAAGCUGAGCAGCAGCGCCUGUGGGAAGAACAGGAAGCUGAGCGUGUGCAAUUGGAGGCGGGGGAGAAACAGCGACUGGAACGCGUCACUGCGGCGGGGAGAGAGGUGGGUGAGCGCAGGAGACUUGAAGCGCAGGAGCUGGAAGCUAAGGCAACACCUGGAACUGACACAGAGGUGUCUGGAUUACAGGAGCCAGCUCUGCGAGAGAAACAUCAGAGGGCCGUUACGCCGUUGGAGGUUGUUAAAGAAUCUGACAUGGAGGACUCUAUCACACACGGAGUCCCUAGUCUGCACGUCCAAGAAGAUGUCUUCGGGAUACAGUUGUUUCCGUCUGCAGUCAUACAUCGCCCACCACAAAAGCGGAGCGACCUUCAGACGCGCAUAUACCACCUGCGGAAGCGGCUAUGUUCUAUCCACAUAAACGAUGUGGCAAGACCAGCCCUCCGAUCAGGCGAUUCUCUUCCGGGCGAUGAACUACGGCAACGAAUGGCGAAUCAAUUCUCGGCAGUAAUUGUUGAGGUUGAUCACUUACCGCCAUCUCUCCCAGAUAACACUGCAGCCGAUACAGAUCUUCGCUCUUUGCGCAGCGAGGUUUCUGCUUCCACUAAGCUCAUGCAAAAGGUUCACCGGCUAGCGGACUUAACUAUGGCCGUAGGCUCAUGCGACAGCGCUCUCAGUGAUCUCUUAGAGCACGUUGACAGUUAUCCCUCACCACCUCUCGGGCCGUUAUCUUCGUCAUACACUACCAACACCGCUUUAACACCCGAAAAGCAAAUGUCCGAUCGGUUAUCGUUCACGAAAGAUGUUUUGGAGAAGAUGCAAGCGUGCUAUUCUGCAGUUCCCGACGACUCCCGCGCCACGGUGGAACGUGAUCGCGUUUUGCAAACCUGGAGCGAGUUGCAGGCUAUGGGUCUUGACCGUGUCAGCGGGCAGAAAUCCAGGCCACCGAGCGUCAUAAGUACUGGUCGAAGCAGUAGAUCAUCUGGCAAGAGUAAUUCCGGACACCAAAGCAAGAAAUCAACUGGCUACUCCAAGCUCUCUGUUGGUUCUACUGGAGGAUUUCUUGCACCUCUUCCACAACCUCAUCCUAGACGGUCUUCCGCUGGCGCGUCGGCUGUGGGUCACAGUCGAUCAGCGAGUAGGGCAUCCGCGACCUCUUCCAUUCGGUCGGUGUCGAGUCCGAUAUCACCAUCAUCCACGCUGUACGGCUCGACAUUCUCCUCGCGCCAGAGGACUGCCAGCAUAUCAUCCGCCUCUUCUAUGACAACACCUGCGAAGCGCGUCCAGGCUGCUGCACGUCCAAGAGCACAGAUUAUUCAAGCGGACCGCACUGCAUCUCCAGCACUCACAGAGAUUUCUUCGCGCUCUACUUCUCGCCCCCGAUUCAACUCGUCCCUGUCGUCUACACCACAUUCUACGUGGGCGCGUGUUCCAAGACAAUCAUUAUCAGCAGCUGCGAAGGUUACCUCACCUCCUGCAGUUAGAGCGCCACCGGGUGUGAAGAAGCCCUACGUCGCCGAUCCCAAAAACAAGCUUGAUGUUGCGGUCGGUGACGUCGUCAACAAGCUUUCCGCGAAUAUCAACGUUGAGGUUGUUGCGGACACUUGGAAAGAUCAGAGUGGAAAGUAUUGGAUUGGUGACCAAGAGCCCAAACUCUGCUUCUGUCGUAUCCUACGUUCGCAGACUGUCAUGGUUCGAGUCGGGGGCGGAUGGUCAGAACUUUCGAAAUUUAUCAAGGAUCAUUUUGCUGAUGCGUUUCGAAUUCUUCCAGAGUCCCCUCCACGCCCUCCACGCGCCUCGGUUGGCUCACGCGAUGAAAAAUGGGUCAAUUCAGCAACUUUCUCUCAAGCUGUAGAUAAUAUGUUCCCAUAUCAGCCACCUGGCACUCCUCUACCCAAUUUGUCGUUUAUUCCAUCGUUUGCUCUGGUCUCCCCUUACCGCACUGCAGUUCUUCAGAAGAGCCGGCAGAGAUUCUCCGUCUUUGCGCGCCGAGUCUCCAUCACGGUCGUCACGUUCUAUGAUGUCUUCGAUGUCCUCGGUGCUGAAUACCCCGGCAAGUUCUCGACCAUCUGUCUGGCGGCCAUGAUCAAGUCAAAGUCUGUUCGUUGUUUUCGUGUUGAUUGUGACAUUGCUUUGCAUAGUAUUUUCGAAUGCGCGAAUGAGCUCUUCAACGCGUCGAGGUUAUGCCCCGCGUGUGAGACUUCGUUGACAGAACCUGAUGACGUGGUAGUAUGCUCUUUGCAUCCAUCCAACGACUACAAAACGUCUGUCUUGUCCGGCUUGAACCCUGCAACUAUCUUAGAGAUAUGUAGCCGGGCAAUGUCUUUUUGGCAGUAUCAGGUUCAUCAAGAAUUCACUUUCCAGCAUGCAGUGCUCCGCAACGUCAACGAGAAAACUGCGCUGCUGCAGAAACAGCUGGACAACGUGAUCAGAGAAGCCAACGGGGAGAUAAGCCUGCUGAACAACAAGGUAUCUGAGCUCGAGCGGGAUCUCGAGUUAGAACGCAGACAAGCAGCAAACGUUCAAGAUACCCUUAGAGAACGAGAGAAGGAGUAUCAGAAGCUCAAAACACAAUACGACAAGAUGAAACGCAAGGCACUUCUUGCUCCCGGCGGCGUCACUGGGGAAGGGGCCAUGCCAUUUGGCGGCACUCAUGCGGGAGAAAGACAAGUCCUCGAAGAGCAAUCAAACAAGCACCGAGGAAUGGCCUUCGGCGCUGCGGUAGGUGGUACUGUCGACGUGGGGGCCGUUGUGGGUGAUAUGGAAGCGAACGGGAUUCAGCGGACACCGAUAGUGAAUCGCACAGUGCGACCAACAGGCGUGCAGCAGGGUACUGCAUGGCGCCAGCCCAACGCUGGUCAGACGCGACAUAAUCUCCAGCGUCAGCCUUUCAAUGCAAUGGUCGACCGAUCCUUCAGGACAAGUAGCGCAGCGCAGUCAGAUCGUUCCGGCAGUGCGGCGGAAGUGGAGAACAUGCUCGGACAGGGACAACCUCAAUAUGUCCGCACCAGCACUACUUGGUCGCUCCCUCAGGUUCACAACAAUAGACCUCCGCAACGCGUAUUCGCACAACCAUCGAUGAAUCCAAGGAAGCCAUCCAAUGGCAAGUUCCGACCUGCUGGCGCGUCCCUCUGA